Messenger RNA from Penaeus monodon (black tiger shrimp), 1130 nucleotides. RefSeq names its product phosphatidylglycerophosphatase and protein-tyrosine phosphatase 1-like (gene PTPMT1). The record is from RefSeq and is a predicted model, not a curated record. Gene Ontology annotation, molecular function: phosphatidylglycerophosphatase activity; phosphatidylinositol-4,5-bisphosphate 5-phosphatase activity; protein tyrosine/serine/threonine phosphatase activity. The coding region runs from base 173 to 766 and encodes 197 amino acids. Gene Ontology annotation, biological process: protein dephosphorylation. NCBI's taxonomy places the organism in Eukaryota, Metazoa, Arthropoda, Malacostraca, Decapoda, Penaeidae. The transcript is spliced from 5 exons.
UCCAUGACAACAGAAAACAGCUGAUCGGCCGCCGACACGCCAAACCCACCCGGGAUUUUAUCGGGAAAUUUCGUCAAAACGAGACUCUCAAGUGGUUAGAAAGGAAUGGAUUCCACUCGGUGAAGGCCUCUAGCACGUGUCUUGGUGGGCGUCUCCUUAAUUUGCAUGCUGGAUGAACUCUAAUUCGUCAGAUAUGGGCAGGACCAUGGGCAGGCUGUUUGCUCGUCUCACCUUUGUGCCGACGCUGGCCUUCAACCUCUUCAUGGAGAGGGCGUCUUCUCGGAGGUGGUUCGACCGCAUCGAUAACAGAGUCAUACUUGGUGCUCUGCCCUUCAGAAGCAUGACAAAACAACUUGUCCAAGAGGAAGGAGUACGAGGUGUUGUGUCCAUGAACGAGGAUUACGAACUGAAGUGGCUCUCAAACAUGAAACAGGAAUGGGCAACUGCUGGGGUAAACUUCCUCCAGCUAAGCACGACAGACAUUUUUGAAGCGCCUUGCCAGGAGAAAUUGCAGCAAGGGGUCGAGUUCAUCAGGGGCUUCGACAGGAGCAACCAGGAGGGCCUUGUCUAUGUCCACUGCAAGGCUGGACGGACGAGGAGUGCCACGCUUGUAGCAUGUUACCUCAUGGCGAAAAACCAAUGGACCCCAGAGAAAGCACUGGCCCACAUACAGGAAAGACGUGCCCACAUCUGGCUCGGACCAAAACAGCACGAAGCUAUCAAUAUUUUCUAUCGGUCAAUACAAGGAGCAGCUGCCAUCGCAUAAUUGCACCAAAGCAGGCUUCUUCUGCACCGCACUCGUUAGAAUAAUAACACAGUGUAUUAGUAUAUAAAUUCAUGUAGAGUACUAUUUAUUUUUUGUAUAUUUUUUGUUUGAGUGAUAAUUCAGAAAUAUUUUUGAAAUGUUAUGAAUGUUAUAACUGGAUUGUUAGAUAUUGUUAUUACUCUUUAUUUUAGAGUCAUUGACAGUUACCUCAUGUUUGAUGCAUUUUGUUUAAUGUAUCAAGUAUUUUAGUGGCAGUAUGCUUUCCAGCAUUUUGUCAAGCAUUUUAAGAAUCAUGUCUCAAAUUCACUUCCUUGUUAUAAUGAAAAGGUGUACAGUAUUUCUAUAAAAUUUAUAUCCAAGGCUA